UUUGCCGUGGGCAUUUGUGCUUCUUGUGUGAUAUCCAGAAGAUGGUACCCAAAGUUCUGAUGGCAGCAGCUUCUACUGCUUCCUUUCACUUGGCUUCUUCAUCUGGGUUGUCUCCCUCCUCCAAUCCCUGCUUUCCCCAGUGCAUGCUGCCCUCACUUUCCUCCUCACAGUAUGGUUUUGGAGGUGCUUACUUUUUAAGACACCAAAAAAACCAGAGCCAUGCAAGGACAGUGCCACAAAUUAACGCUGUUGCUAUCCCAGCCUCUGUGGAGGAACCGCAAGUGUGUUAUCUUCCUACCUGGGCUGAUUUUGAGCUUGGAAGGACCCAUGUUUUCUGGAAAACUUCAAAUGGUCUUCCUCCUACUUCUGGAGAGGAAUUAAAACUCUUCUAUAAUCCAUUGGCAAGUAAACUUGUGCCGAAUGACGAGUUUGGUGUCGCAUUUAAUGGGGGAUUUAAUCAGCCAAUCAUGUGUGGCGGUGAGCCGAGAGUAAUGACUAGAAAAAGCCGAGGGAAAGCUGAUCCUCCCAUAUAUACCAUAAAACUACGUGUUCCUAUCCAUGCCGUAAACUUGAUCUUCUCAUUCACUAAUGGAGUCGACUGGGAUGGACCAUACAAAUUGCAAUUUGAAGUCCCAAAGAGGUGGAGAAACAAACCAAUAAGCUUUUUCAAUAAGGGUCUUGCUGAAGAAUUGAAGGUAGAUGGUGCCUGCGAUAGAGCAAUCUUUCCAGACUCAAACAUAGUCAUUACAAGUUGCUCGAUCGGCACACUAUAUGCUGAGGGGGGUGAUCGCUGCAAGCUGGAUCUUGUUGCAGGUUGUAUGGAUCCCGAUUCACCAUUGUACGAUCCUCUGGCAAAUGUUGACGACGGGUCUUGCCCUCUGGAUUCUGAUUCUGAAGAAUGAGAACCUUCAGGUCUUUUUGUUCUAUGCCUUGUUUGUCAUGAUGAUGAUGGAUGAUUUGUUUGGUGAUUUAUAUGCAAGUCUAAUGCUUGCCAAAGCUGAUAAAAAUGUUAUGUGUUGUAGAUAUUAUUUUUGUGCAAAACUGUAAAACUGAAUUGCAGCAUGUAUGUAUUUGUCCAUGAUUAGCACAGAUUGAAUCUUUAUAUCCA
Dioscorea cayenensis subsp. rotundata (Guinea yam) is the source of this 1108-nucleotide messenger RNA. RefSeq lists its product as uncharacterized. The coding region runs from base 42 to 902 and encodes 286 amino acids. Gene Ontology annotation, cellular component: thylakoid; chloroplast stroma. The record is from RefSeq and is a predicted model, not a curated record. The transcript has 8 exons. Gene Ontology annotation, biological process: chlororespiration. NCBI's taxonomy places the organism in Eukaryota, Viridiplantae, Streptophyta, Magnoliopsida, Dioscoreales, Dioscoreaceae.